AAGUGUGGGAUAGAGUAUAUAUAUGAGUUACAGAAGAGGAAGAGUUUCUUCAACAAAUACUCACGGAGAGACGCUCCAACGCAUCAUAAGCGAUAACUGCACUCACUAGUAUUCAACAAAUACAAAUUUACUUGAAAUUGAGAUUUCAAGGUUGGUAAAUUUGCUUCUUUAGAAGAUCACUGAAGGUGUGUGACUGUGUGGUUCUGCAUUCCCAGGUGCCCCUUUUCAGAUUGGAUCGACAUGGAAUUUCGUAAUUUUGACACAAGAUGCACUGGGGAGUUAUUGAAGCACAUGGACAGGCAGAAUGAGGUCCUUAUGCAAGCAUAUAGAUCCAUGUUCCAUGAAUUGCGGAAACUUCAGGUUGAAGAAGAAAUGCUUAUGCGCAAGAUGCAUGAAGUUAUGUCAGCUCAUGAUCCCACUAAAAGUGCAGAUGAAGAAGAACCAGUUGCUCCUGAAGCAGUACUAGCAACUAGAGAAGGGGAGCGAAAUGGCAAGACAAUUGCUGAAGCUCAACUGGUAGGGGAGGCUACUUGGGAGGCAUCAGAGACAGAAACGAUCAAAGAGAAGCUCCCUUCUCUCUGCGUUGAGGAAAAUGCAGAAAUUAGAGAGGGUGAUAUUGAUGGGAACCCAGUUCCUAUGGUUCUUGGACAGUCUACAAUUGAGAAACCUCUUAAGGUCUACACUAGGAGGCCAAAGGCCCAAGUGCCUAAAGGUUAGCACAAUCUCACAGGAAUCACUAUUGGGGGGGAGGGAGGAAUUAGUUAUGGAAAGAGAAAAGGAGGUAGAAUCUGAUAUAUAGGGGGAGAGAGAAUAAGUGAGGGGUAUGUUCUGAGAUUAUUGUUGAUAGGAACCUAAAGGUGUGUCUCUGGCUUGGGGGCUUGGCCCUUAUUUUCUUGUAAUUCCUUCAUCAUAUGCACAGUAAUACAAUUCCAUUUCAGAUAGGAAUAGUUCACAUCAUUAUCAUUAGCCUUAGAGGGAAGGAAGUGGGGGAACUGUUUUUGUACAAAGGAAGUUAGGAAAACUGGUGGAUACAUUUGCUUUGAAAUUUGUGAGUUGUGACCGAGGCAGUUCUCUCAAUGUGAGGGACACUGAAUCCUGUGUCAUUUAGUUUCCUUUCGUGUUCUUUCUAAAUUCCUAAGCGGAGACUUGUAUUUGUUCUGUUAUACUUUGGGAUUUCAAUCAAUAUAAACCAUUAGCAAUUUCCCUUUAA
Molecule: messenger RNA, 1210 nt
Organism: Glycine soja
Lineage: Eukaryota; Viridiplantae; Streptophyta; Magnoliopsida; Fabales; Fabaceae
Exons: 5
Coding region: 241-717 (158 amino acids)
Source: RefSeq, a predicted model, not a curated record